Molecule: messenger RNA, 1603 nt
Organism: Siniperca chuatsi (mandarin fish)
Lineage: Eukaryota; Metazoa; Chordata; Actinopteri; Centrarchiformes; Sinipercidae
Gene: creld2
Product: cysteine-rich with EGF-like domains 2
Exons: 10
Coding region: 221-1303 (360 amino acids)
Molecular function (GO): calcium ion binding
Source: RefSeq, a predicted model, not a curated record
ACGCGGAAAUCUAAAAACGCAUCCGUUUUUUUUCUACACCCGGCAUGUAAAUACUACUUUGUUGCGCUUUGCAUAGAUAACGCUAACUCAGAUUUAAUGUUAAAAACUGCUCAUGUAGAUGUGUCCGAACCGUGCAGCACUUUAAUAUUGGUUGAAAGCUUGCUUGCUAGUGGCUGAAGCGUUUGUCCUGAUAUGAAACUGUCUGAAUUGAUCGGCUGAGAUGCUGUCCACCGGUCCAGAGCUGCGGCUACUGCGGCUAUUGUCUUGUGUAACUCUUGUUUUACUUUUUCAAGUCACCGGCGCCAAGAGGGAUUCAAGCGCCUGUUCUACCUGUCGGCAAAUUACUGAUAACUUCAACAAGGGCUUUGACAGAACAGCAAAGCAGAACUUUGGCGGAGGCAACACAGCCUGGGAAGAGAGAAAACUGUCCAAAUAUGAGACAAGCGAGAUUCGUCUGAUGGAGAUCGUGGAGGGGCUGUGUGACAGCAGCAGCUUUGAGUGCAACCGCAUGCUAGAGGAGCACGAAGACCAUUUUGAAACUUGGUGGUUCAAGAGGAAAACAAAACACCCUGAUCUACAUAAAUGGUUCUGCAUUGAAACCAUCAAAGUGUGCUGUCCAAAGGGAACAUUUGGACCAGACUGCAAUGCCUGUGUGGGGGGCUCUGACAGACCUUGUCAUGGAAACGGAAUGUGUGAUGGCGACGGGACUCGUGGAGGGAACGGAAAGUGCAGCUGUGACCACGGUUACAAAGGGGAGUUCUGCCUGGACUGCAUCGACGGCUACUUCAACGAAGUGAGGAACGACACUUUCUCUCUGUGCACAGAGUGCCACUCCUCCUGCAAAACCUGCACCGGAGCCACCAAUCAGGAUUGUGAUGAGUGCAAGGAAGGCUGGGAGGAGGAUGACCAGGAAGCUUGUGUUGAUGUAAACGAGUGCUCCAAUGACUCCUCUCCAUGUAAAGAAGAUGAAUACUGCCUCAACACAGAAGGCUCCUACUCCUGCAAGGCCUGUGACAAAGUGUGCUCCGGCUGCACUGGAGACGGUCCAGAUAAGUGCCAGGCUUGUGCCAGCGGGUACCAAGACACAGAGGGCAUCUGCACAGAUAUCGACGAGUGUUCCCAGCCAGAGCCAGUAUGCACUGAGCAGCACCGGGAGUGUGUCAACACUAAAGGCAGCUAUGAGUGCAUCUGCUCGAGUGGCUACGAGGAGCAAGAUGGCGAGUGUGUCCAAACGCUGCAGCCAGAAAAAGUGGAGGGGUCUGGAGCAUCCGAGACGACCACAAGUCCACAUGGGGAGCUUUGAUGUUAAAAACUGGGACCAAUGGGAGCAAAUCAGGAAGGGUUGGAAUUUCUGCACAUCUGAAGCCGCUCAUUUUUAAAUUGUCAACUACAUGCACUUAAUUUACCAGCUGCACUUAGAAUCAACAAAAGCUUUCCAGCAGUGGAUCAUGGAUUAAAGGACAAAAAAAAGAGACAUUUUUUGCUCUCAGUAUGCUGGUCAUUGUUGCUUUUCUCUGGUGUGCUCAAACUACCACUUGUUGUCUUUAUUUGUUGUAUGGUUUUUAAAUGGAAGGUGUUUCAAUAAAGGUGAGUUUAACAUAAA